AUGUUCAGCCCGGACGGCGGGCUGCCGGCCGCCCCCUUCGGCCUCUUGCCCGACGGCAGCCCACCCUUUCCCCGCAGCAGCUUCGACGGGGCGGCCGCCCAGCCGCUUUUCUUCCCUUUCGCGGCUGAGCCCGAGGCCGCCCGCGACCCGCAACAGGCCCGCGCCUGGCUGCCCCCGCCCGGGCCCCCAGUCAAGGUGGAACCGCGCCCGGGGCGGCCCUGCCGCCAGCCCGAACCCGAGCCCCGCGCCGCGGGCUGCUGCGGACCGGCCUGGCCUGCCCCGCCGUGGGCCGGGCCCGCAGCCCCCGGGCCCGCAGCCCCCGGCCCCGCCGCCACCGCCCUGCCUGGCGCGCCCUUCACUGGCCCUGCUGCCAGCGCCUUCCCCGCUCCCCCGCUCUGUCCUCCCACCCUGCAGCCGGGCUCUGGCGGCCUCUCCGGGCUGAACAGCACCGGGAGCUCAGCCGCCAGCGAGGGCGGACACUCCAGCGAUAGCGGCGACGAGGACACACCAACGUCGGAAGAGCUGGAGCAGUUUGCCAAGGACCUCAAACACAAACGCAUCAUGCUGGGCUUCACCCAGGCUGACGUGGGGUUGGCACUGGGCACCCUCUACGGGAAGAUGUUCAGCCAGACAACCAUCUGCCGCUUUGAAGCACUGCAGCUCAGCUUCAAGAACAUGUGCAAGCUGAAGCCGCUGCUGCAACGCUGGCUCAACGAGGCAGAGAACACGGACAACAUGCAAGAGAUGUGCAAUGCAGAGCAGGUGUUGGCUCAAGCCCGGAAGAGGAAACGCAGGACCAGCAUCGAGACCAACGUGAAGGGGACACUGGAGAGCUUCUUCCGCAAGUGUGUGAAGCCCAGUCCCCAGGAGAUCUCCCAGAUUGCCGAGGACCUCAACCUGGACAAAGAUGUGGUCCGAGUCUGGUUCUGCAACCGGCGUCAGAAAGGCAAACGGCUGCUGCUGCCCUUUGGCAACGAGGCGGAGGGGGUGAUGUAUGACGUGAACCAGUCCCUGGUGCCCACUGGCUUGCCUAUUCCGGUGACAUCCCAAGGCUACAGCCUGGCACCCUCCUCGCCAGUCUACAUGCCACCUUUCCACAAGGCUGAGAUGUUCCCUCAAGUGCUGCAGCCUGGGCUCUCCAUGAGCAACAGCAACCACUGA
Indicator indicator is the source of this 1161-nucleotide messenger RNA. RefSeq names its product POU domain, class 5, transcription factor 3-like. Gene Ontology annotation, molecular function: DNA-binding transcription factor activity, RNA polymerase II-specific; RNA polymerase II cis-regulatory region sequence-specific DNA binding. The record is from RefSeq and is a predicted model, not a curated record. The transcript is spliced from 5 exons. Gene Ontology annotation, biological process: regulation of transcription by RNA polymerase II. Bases 1 to 1161 code for a protein of 386 amino acids. NCBI's taxonomy places the organism in Eukaryota, Metazoa, Chordata, Aves, Piciformes, Indicatoridae.